Diceros bicornis minor is the source of this 996-nucleotide messenger RNA. Its product is annotated as platelet-activating factor receptor-like. The transcript has a single exon. The coding region runs from base 1 to 996 and encodes 331 amino acids. Gene Ontology annotation, biological process: phospholipase C-activating G protein-coupled receptor signaling pathway; positive regulation of Rho protein signal transduction. Lineage: Eukaryota; Metazoa; Chordata; Mammalia; Perissodactyla; Rhinocerotidae. The record is from RefSeq and is a predicted model, not a curated record. Gene Ontology annotation, molecular function: G protein-coupled receptor activity. Gene Ontology annotation, cellular component: membrane.
AUGAACGGCAGUGUUGCGGCCCCGGGUGUUGGCGGCUGCAGCCCCUGGGAUGACCCUGCUCGCUUCAUCGUGGUGCCCACGGCCUAUGCCCUGGCGCUGGGCCUGGGGCUGCCCGCCAACGUGGCGGCCCUGGCGGUGUUCGUCAGCAGCGGCAGGCGCCUGGGCCGGGCCCUGCGGCUCUACCUGCUCAACCUGGCCCUGGCCGACGUGCUCUUCACGCUCACGCUGCCGCUGUGGCUCACCUACUACCUGGGCCCGGCCCACUGGCCCUUCCCGGAGGCCGUCUGCCGCGCGGCGGGGGCUGCCUACUACGUGUCCACCUACGCGGCCGUGGCCUUCGCGGCGCUCAUCAGCCUGUGCCGCUGCGGCUCGGUGCGCGGGCCCCGGCCCGGGGCGGCCGCCCGCCUCGCGCCGCGCCGCCGGGGCCCCGCCCGCGCCGCCUGCGCCGCCGCCUGGCUGGCCGGCCUGGCCUGCGCCGCGCCCUCGCUGGCCGCGCCGCACGCGCUGCGCCCCGGGCCGGGCGGCGCCGCCCGCUGCCUGGAGCACGGCUGGGCGCGCGCCGGCCUGGCCUACGCCACCGUGGCCUUCUUCGCCGCCGCCUUCCUGCUGGUGCUCGCGGCCUACGUGAGCCUGGCGCGGGCGCUCGCGGCGCCCUCGGGCCCCGGCCCGGCCCCGGCCGGCCCGCACCGGCGCGCCGCCAGGACCAUGGUGCUGGGCCUCCUGCUCGUCUUCGCCCUCUGCCUGGCGCCCUACCACCUGCUGCUGGCGCCCUGGGUGGCCGGGCGGGAGGGCGCCGCGGGCGGCGACGGCGGCGGGUGCCGGGCCGCCUCCACGCUCGACGUCCUGCACACCCUCAGCCUGGCGCUGCUGAGCCUCAACAGCUGCCUGGACCCGCUCAUCUACUGCUUCUCCGUGCGCCGCUUCCGCCGGGACUGCUGGGCGCUGAGCUGCCGCCCGGGGCGCGGGGGGCACGCGGCCUCCUUGGCCUCCUCCUAG